AUGUCACGCCCUCCAGUCGUUGCGGUAGACUUUGUAUCCCAGCUCAGCUCCGCUUUGAUCCAUGACCCUCCCGCUCCGUCAAACGUUGAAUCUCAAUCCUCGCGAUCACCUGAGCAACCUGACGAAGGAGCGGAUGAUACUGCCGAUGCUCGCAGAACUCGCCGCGAAAAGCCGCGAAUUGAGCUUGCUCCAGAUCAGCCACUUACCACGCAGGGAAAGCCCCGUGCUCGAGUUUACGUUGCUUGCCUUCAAUGUCGGACACGCAAGAUACGUUGUGACGGGGCAAAACCUCAAUGCCAUAAUUGCAGUCGACGUUCCAAGAGUGGAGAUGAAUGUACAUACGAUGCAGUGCCAAAGCGUCGGGGUCCUGACAAGACUCCUGGCGCCCGACAGCGAACGGCUCGGGAUGCUCAUGUAGGAAGCGAGAUCGACGUUCCCGCAUCCCGUCGGCGGCGCAGAAUAAGGCGCGAGGUCUCUGCGACCAAUACUCUUUCGGAUCAAACGGCUAAUACAGACUUGGAGAGCGAUCAAACUCAGCCCGAAUCACUCAUCCCCUUUCCUAACAUCCCCCCACCAGUUAUCGACCCACAGUUAACUGCCAUGUCUCCUUUUCCGGUAGAGGGUUCAGUAGGGUCGAACUCGUUUCAGCCCUUACCCUUGAACAUCCUCACUGAUGCAGUUACAUUGGUCGCACCUUCAGAUAAUGAAGUUCUAUAUCGUACCAUGACGAGCACUGAGUCAUAUGGCCACAGCCCACCUCGGGCACUCAUUACUUCACUGGACAAUGAGACCAGUGAGACUUCAGACGAAUCAUCAAAUAUCACACCCGAACCUUCUCUUGAUUUCACUCGUAAAACAUGGUGGGAUUCACUUCUUGCCAUGUAUACUUCCUCGUCAUACCUUCCUUCCCUAACUGCGACGCAACGUCGCCACGCUACAGACUCAGUCACUGCAGACAUUCAAUUUCUACUCCGCGGAUCUAACUAUUGGUUUACUUUUAUUAACGUUCCUCAGUUCCUUGGGAGAUACUUUGAUCCCGUAAAGAGGGAGCGGAUGCAGCCCGCGUUGCUUCCAGCUGCCCUCGCUAUUGCUGCAUUUUUUCAGAGUUCAGAAGCAGGCAACGGGAGGGAAGGGAGAGACAGAGCUGUUAGGUUACGAGAUAUUGCGCAAGGUCAUUUUGAGGCAAGCCUUAACGCUCGAUGGAUUGAUGAUUCGCUCGCUCAAGCUGCCUGGCUUCUGGCGUUCUUCGAGAUCUGCCCCCAUCCUCAACACACGAGUGAGCGGGUCUCGUCGUCGAUACUCAUGCUUGACAUGAUUAUACGCGGCCUAGGGCUGACCCUUCUUGAUGUCGACAAUCCACACUCUGCCAAGUUCUCGCAUCGAUCAGUACCUGCGAUUGCACCCCAUGCAUGGAGCCCCCCUCGGCAGGCCGUAUACCCAACCGACCACUUACUCACCACUCCUAAUGUCGCUCAGCUACAACAUCCUUUGGAAGGUUGCUCCUGCUCUUCUAUCACGCUUGGGAAACGCUGGCCAGCUGCCUAUGAGUACACCCCACUUUGGGUUACCACCCCUGCGUGGGAUGAUAACUGGUCAGAAGCUGAGGUCCGCAAAGAGGGGUGCCGCCGAUUAUGUUGGAGCGCCCUCGCCUUAAUCGCUGGCCAUACAUCAUACGUUACUGCUGAAAAACGCACGCCUACGGAACUUUUCCUCAGGGAGCCCGCGAAUUAUGCGCUGCUCUUUCCUGGAGAGGCACUAGGAUUGUCAAGCAUGCCGUCCCAUCAUUCAGGUAAAGCCACCGUGUGGGCAUUAAUUCACCGAACGAUGCUUCUCUGGCACAGUUGCCUGCAAAUCAGACGCACCUCGAGUGCAGACGGGGUUGAAAUGGCUCGUUUUGGAGUGGAUGCUUGGCUAGAAGCAGAUGCGUUGGAGCAAGCAUUUGACGCGCAUACCUGUGGCUUGGAGAGGACUUUCUUAUUCCAAGGUCGGGAGUAUUUAUUCAACGUUCGCAUGACGGUAUCUCAUGAUUUCAAACGGUUUAUCCCUGUCGCUACCGCCGAUGCUAAUGGACUGUUCCACCGCACCAAGGCCGAGGAAUGGCUAUCACACCAGGCUAAUGUUGCUCAGCGCGUUGUACUUGGAAUGGGCGCGGUGACUGGCCAUGUUACUCACUCCCUCAUGCAAAGGCCAUUCUUUAUUUUCUGGUUCAUGAGUCAGAUCAGCCGGGCACUUACACUGUGGGAUUGCGACAAUACACUGACCCUUGCUCUUGACGUUUGCACGGCGUUCUUCAAGCCUGUAGAUUACCUAAACGCCCUCUGGCCGUGCGAAGAAAUACGACGCAGGGUCGUCAAGCUUCGCGAACGGCUGACGCGUGCAUACGGGAGUACUGGACAACCGCCUACCUCCCCGAGUCCGGCAUGGUAG
Suillus subalutaceus is the source of this 2427-nucleotide messenger RNA. RefSeq lists its product as uncharacterized. Gene Ontology annotation, cellular component: nucleus. Gene Ontology annotation, molecular function: zinc ion binding; DNA-binding transcription factor activity, RNA polymerase II-specific. Gene Ontology annotation, biological process: regulation of DNA-templated transcription. NCBI's taxonomy places the organism in Eukaryota, Fungi, Basidiomycota, Agaricomycetes, Boletales, Suillaceae. The record is from RefSeq and is a predicted model, not a curated record. The transcript is spliced from 10 exons. The coding region runs from base 1 to 2427 and encodes 808 amino acids.